AUGGUGCUGCUGCUGCUGGUGGCCAUUCCUCUGCUGGUGCACAGCUCCCGCGGGCCGGCGCACUAUGAGAUGCUGGGUCGCUGCCGCAUGGUAUGCGACCCACACGGGCCGCGAGGCCCUGGACCCGACGGCGCGCCCGCCUCCGCGCCUCCCUUCCCUCCGGGCGCCAAGGGAGAGGUGGGCCGGCGCGGGAAGGCAGGUCUGCGAGGGCCCCCGGGACCCCCAGGUCCCAGAGGGCCCCCAGGAGAGCCGGGCAGGCCAGGUCCUCCGGGUCCUCCCGGCCCAGGCCCUGGCGGGGUGGCGCCCCCUGCCGGCUACGUGCCUCGCAUUGCCUUCUACGCGGGUCUGCGGCGGCCACACGAAGGUUACGAGGUGUUGCGCUUCGACGACGUGGUGACCAAUGUGGGGAACGCUUACGAGGCGGCCAGCGGCAAGUUCACCUGCCCCAUGCCAGGUGUCUACUUCUUCGCUUACCAUGUGCUCAUGCGCGGCGGUGACGGCACCAGCAUGUGGGCCGACCUGAUGAAGAAUGGACAGGUCCGGGCCAGCGCCAUUGCUCAGGACGCGGACCAGAACUACGACUACGCCAGCAACAGCGUCAUCCUGCACCUGGAUGUGGGCGACGAAGUCUUCAUCAAGCUGGACGGCGGGAAGGUGCACGGCGGUAACACCAACAAGUACAGCACCUUCUCCGGCUUCAUCAUCUACCCAGACUGAGCAGGGAGGGCCCCACCCCCCGCACCCCGCUCGCCCUUCGCCUCCGCUCCCCUCGUCACCCACCUUCGGCCGACCCCACCCAAGGCACCACCCCAUCCUUUGAGAGCCUGGCGGCGGGGCGGACCUCCAGCUCCCGAGGUGGCCUUGCUGGGUGGACUCUCCACGCUCCGGGGUGGAAGUGGCUGGGGAGAGGAGGAGGCCGGGCUGAGCAGGAGCCGAGCGGCUGGGGAAGCCCCCCCUCACCCCCCGGGGUCGGAGUGCGCG
Molecule: messenger RNA, 981 nt
Organism: Neomonachus schauinslandi (Hawaiian monk seal)
Lineage: Eukaryota; Metazoa; Chordata; Mammalia; Carnivora; Phocidae
Gene: C1QL4
Product: complement C1q like 4
Exons: 2
Coding region: 1-717 (238 amino acids)
Molecular function (GO): protein binding
Source: RefSeq, a predicted model, not a curated record